Molecule: messenger RNA, 333 nt
Organism: Phytophthora nicotianae INRA-310
Lineage: Eukaryota; Oomycota; Peronosporomycetes; Peronosporales; Peronosporaceae
Exons: 1
Coding region: 1-333 (110 amino acids)
Source: RefSeq, a predicted model, not a curated record
AUGUACUCCUUUCCAGUCUUCUUGUACCAGAACGACUGGCGGUAUGAGCCGUCUUCAUUAAAAGCUUCGUUAACGACAUCCCAGGCAGUGCACGAGUUUCCAAAGUGCGUCAUGACCUUGGUGAUGUGGUUGGACAUAGCUUCCAGCAGCUCAGCCUUUUCAAGAACCUGCACCCACUCAGGAACUUGUUUGUGCUGUGGGUCAACAAACACAUUAGUAAAGGGCCAUCGUCGAGAAGUCGAAAGUUACAUACCCAAACUAGCGUGUGGCAGCGAAUUCGAGCUCCUGUUUUAUUGGCGAAAGCAACAAUUUUGUCGGCGUCCUCGAACGUAA